Molecule: messenger RNA, 2178 nt
Organism: Sesamum indicum (sesame)
Lineage: Eukaryota; Viridiplantae; Streptophyta; Magnoliopsida; Lamiales; Pedaliaceae
Product: signal peptide peptidase-like 5
Biological process (GO): membrane protein proteolysis
Cellular component (GO): Golgi-associated vesicle membrane; lumenal side of endoplasmic reticulum membrane; lysosomal membrane
Molecular function (GO): aspartic endopeptidase activity, intramembrane cleaving
Source: RefSeq, a predicted model, not a curated record
GUAACCCUAUUUUGAGGCUUGAUAAGGAUGUCCGAACUAAUUGAUUUACAAAGAAAUAUGGUCCCAUCAACUCCGCCAUGCCAUGCCAUGCCAACGUACUCUCGUGCUGAUUUGCAAUAAUGUCUCUCCCCUGUCUUGGACCAAAAUUUCCUUCCGUUUUUCCAUCUCCCAAUUCUGAGAUGCAUGUUCUCCUGUAAUUCUAAUAAUUCAUGCAUCGAUAUCAAUGUUCAAGCCCAGAGUUGAUAUGAUCAAUGUGUAAUCCAGAAUCGAUAUAGAAAAUCAAGGAUUUUGUUGUUCGAUUUGAAUUACGGGGGAAAAUAAGUAAAUAAAACCUAGUUGAUUAUGGCCCCUAAAUCGUCAAAUCGGUUUUCUCUGGGCUCAAUGACCGGAUUACAGUUGGGGUUAAUCUUGUUUUUCCUGUCAUCAAUUGCCACCGGUGAUGAAGCUGCAAGCGCAACCCCCGGCACCGCGGCGUCCUCCUGCAGAAAUUACUCCAGCUUGGUUAAAGUCAAAAUGUGGGUUAAUGGUGCCGAAAAGGAUCAACUACGUGGGUUAAGUGCGAAAUUUGGCUCUAUAUUGCCGACCGAUGCAAAACAAGGCCAGAGAUUGCCAGCUAUUUAUACACAGCCAUUCACUUGCUGUUCAUCCUCAGGCUCUAAGCUAUCAGGCUCUAUUGCAUUGGCUGUACGUGGUGAUUGCGACUUUACAACAAAGGCCAAAGUUGCUGAAGAAGCAGGAGCAGCAGCAUUGGUGGUUAUAAAUACUGAUGAAGGUCUUCUGGAGAUGAGUUGUGGAAAUGAUACUAGUUUCAACAUUAAAAUUCCCGUUAUAACAAUAUCUAAGUCAGCAGGAGAGACACUAACUAAAUCCAUGGCUGGUGGGGUGAAAGUGGAACUAUUGGUAUAUUCUCCGGAUCGCCCAAUUGUAGACUACUCAGUGGUAUUCCUGUGGCUGAUGUCUGUUGGAUCAGUAAUGUCUGCUUCACUUUGGUCAGAGUUCACUGAAUCAGGCCAACAUGAUCAGCACUCUAAUGCAAUGACACCAAAGGAAUCUGAUGGUGCAGCAUCCAAGGAUGAGGAAGAGGAUGAAAUCCUCCAACUUAGCAUAACAACUGCUAUAAUUUUUGUCAUAAUAGCAUCAAGUUUUCUGCUGCUACUUUACUUCUUUAUGUCAUCAUGGUUCAUCUGGGUGCUAAUUGUACUUUUCUGCAUUGGAGGUAUUCAGGGAAUGCAUAAAUGUAUAGUUUCAUUGGUGUUAAGCAAAUGCAAAGGCUGCGGAGAAAAGAUGGUGAAUUUACCGCUUCUCGGGGAAACAUCUAUUUUCUCUUUAGCCAUCUUUAUAUUUUGUAUGGUGUUUGCCAUUGUGUGGGCUGCAACUCGUAAAGCAUCAUUCUCUUGGAUUGGCCAAGAUGUUCUUGGGAUUUGUAUGAUGAUAACCGUGUUGCAACAGGCUCAAUUACCAAAUAUAAAGGUUGCGACAGUACUUCUAUGUUGUGCAUUCUUGUAUGACAUUUUCUGGGUCUUCUUAUCCCCAUUUAUAUUCCGUGACAGUGUUAUGAUUGCGGUUGCUCGAGGUGAUAACAAUGGUGGAGAAGCGAUCCCCAUGCUUUUGAGAGUUCCUAAACUAGCUGAUCCUUAUCAUGGUUAUAGCAUGAUUGGCUUCGGAGACAUCAUAUUUCCUGGUUUGCUAGUCUGCUUUUCUUUCAGAUUUGACAAAUUCUAUAACAAGGGGAUACUGAAUGGAUAUUUUCUUUGGUUGAUGGUUGGUUAUGGAGCAGGGCUCGGCUUAACUUACUUAGGCAUGUAUAUAAUGGAUGGGCACGGUCAGCCAGCUCUCCUCUACCUCGUCCCCAGCACUCUGGGAAUAUGCGUCCUGCUCGGUCUGAUAAGGGGAGAGAUAUACCAACUGUGGAGCCACGGCAUUGACUCAGGACAACCAACUGCUGCUUCUGGAGACGCUUGAUGCAUCAAUAACACACAGAGUCUUCCAUUAUGGGCCAUCGAUUUGUAGGCUUAUAAAUACUUUUUUUGUAUUUAUUACCUCCUAUUAGUUAUUUUUUAUAGCUAUUAACUCUUACUAAUUAUUUUUCCUACAAUGUAAUACACUCACUGAAAAUAGCUUUGUAGUGGAAUAUGAAAUAACUAGAAAAAAAUCAGAGAAAUUGAGAGUACGCAUCAA